CUUUCAAUGUUUUGCUGAUGUAUACUGUGUAAGCGAUUAAUUAAACUGCUAAUAUGGCGAAGGCAAAGCCGAAAGCCGCCGCCGGGAAGAGCCGGCUGGCGGUCCUGGCAGCUCAAAUGAAGGCGCAGCCCAAAAAGCCCAACCCGUUUGAGUUAAAGGGUACAAAAGGACACUUUGAUACGAUGGGCAGGCGGUUGAGUGGCAAGAAGCAGAACGUAAUUAAGGCUCGCCAAGAAGCCGUCAACCGGAGAAAAAAGACGUUGCUGGUGGAGUACCGACAGCUCCGGAAAGCUAACACCUUCGUCGACAGGCGCUUCGGCGAGUCGGACCCCGAGCUCACCGAGUCCGACAAGGGCCUAGCCCGGCUGCGGGCGCAGCGCAUGAAGGAUGAGCGCACCAAGAAGAAACGCGGCUCCAAGUUCACUCUGAGCGAGGGCGGUGAGGGCGGCGAGGAGGGCGGGCUGACCCACAUGGGCAGGUCGCUGGCGGACGACCUGCGGGACUUUAUGGACCGGCCCGAGUUUGACGACAUGGACGAGGAGCUGGUGUCGGAGCUUGUGUCGCAGUACCACUUUGGCGGGG
Messenger RNA from Astrephomene gubernaculifera, 582 nucleotides. Lineage: Eukaryota; Viridiplantae; Chlorophyta; Chlorophyceae; Chlamydomonadales; Astrephomenaceae. The record is from the annotation of a GenBank genome assembly.